GUUGCCAUAAUUAUAUGUGCAAAUAUUUUUUUUCUUUUUCAUUUCUGAAUUGAGGUUACAUUAUUGUAAUAUUGUUGUAAAAUUCAAGGUGUUUCAAUGCACCAAAUCAUUCUAGUGUCUGGAAAUUGCAAAGUAGACCUAACCAAGCAACACCAGAGGGCCAUAUCUUUGCAGUAUGAUGACUUAAGGUCUUUAGAAGCGUGAAAAUACACUCUUUUUUCAUAUGGUUGUCUCAGGGGUCAGUGUCUAAUAUUAUUGUACAAUUAUACAAACUGGCCCUCAACAGCUGAGGGAGGAGCUUUGUGAGGAGAUAAAGGGUAUUAGAUAAGGCCAUUACUGUCCCGUGGAUUACAGUAAUCUAGUCUCUCUGCCGUUGGCGCCAGCGUGGUCCCCUGUCCUCACACAAAGGAAGAUGGAGCAGAGCAGGCGGUGCGUUCUGUUGGUGCUUCUCCUGGUGACUGAAGGUCUGAUUCAAGCCCAGUCACAGGAGGAGCAAGAGGUAACUAAGCCCUGGACAGCUAAAGCCUGUAAGUGUGACUGUGAUGGGGAAUCACCGACUGAAUUGAGUGGCAUCACAGCGUAUGGCUCCAGCUUCCCAGGUGACUGUAUGCCAGAGUGUCCCUACCAUAAGCCCAUGGGGUUUGAAGCAGGAUCGGUGUCUCCAGAGCAGAUAAGCUGUCCCAACGAGGACCAGUACAUUGGAUGGUUCUCCUCCUGGACGGCCAGCAAGGCCAGACUGAACAGCCAGGGCUUUGGAUGUGCAUGGCUGUCCAAGUACCAGGACACGAACCAGUGGCUGCAGAUCGAUUUUAAGGAUGUGAAGGUGGUGUCUGGAAUCCUGACUCAAGGACGUUGUGAUGCUGAUGAGUGGAUCACCAAAUACAGCGUCCAGUACCGCACCAACGAGAGCCUCAAUUGGGUCUACUACAAAGACCAGACCGGCAACAACAGGGUAUUCUAUGGGAACUCGGACCGGUCCUCGACGGUGCAAAACCUGCUGCGACCGCCCAUCGUGGCACGCUACAUCCGCCUGCUGCCCCUGGGCUGGCACACACGCAUCGCCAUCCGCAUGGAGCUCCUGAUGUGCAUGAGCAAGUGCACUUGAUCUCAUCACUCCCCACCCCUCCCGCACCCUCACUAUCCCCCAAC
This is a messenger RNA of Alosa sapidissima (American shad), 1149 nucleotides long. RefSeq names its product retinoschisin 1a (gene rs1a). NCBI's taxonomy places the organism in Eukaryota, Metazoa, Chordata, Actinopteri, Clupeiformes, Clupeidae. The transcript has 6 exons. Bases 413 to 1105 code for a protein of 230 amino acids. The record is from RefSeq and is a predicted model, not a curated record.